UGUAAAAUUUGUACAGAACUUUGUACAAAAUAGUUUCUUGUAAAAAGUGUGGACUAUAAAGUUUCUUUAUAAAUAUGAAUAAGGUUUGUAAAGUGCAGUUAAUAAAAUCUGCCGAUGGGUCUAACAAACCCUCCAUAGUCUUCCAGACGGCGCAAGGUAAAACCGUCCCAGUAAUAAUAAAUAAAAGUGCCAUUAAUCAUGUGCGAUUGCCUAUACAACCUUCAAAUACUAAUCCAAAAGCACCUUCACCUCCUACGAGUACCUGCGCAUCCACCAGUCAAAAGCAAAAAGCUCCGUCACCUCCUUCAAGCGCAUAUAGCAGUCAGAAAGCACCUUCACCUCCCUGCGUAUCCAGUAAACCCAAAGAAACUUCACCUUCAAAUUCAUCUGCAGCUUCUAAACCCAAGAAAGUAGAUAAUAAGUGGAGUCCUGAGCAAUUGCUUGAGCUCAUCAUGGCUGUGAGGGAGCACCCUUCUAUCUUCAACCCCAAAGAUGAUGGGUAUCAGAAUCGGGUGAAACGCUUUAAAAGUUGGGAGCAAGUUGCUGCACAAGUGUCUCUUUUUAGAACAGGCACAACUGUUACUGAAAGCCAAAAUAAAUGGCACUCUCUGAGAACCCAAUUUGCCCAGGAACAGAAAAAGAUAAGGGAAUCAAAGGGUACCGAUACAGAAGCAGCUAAAGUUUACAAACCUACGAUGAAAUUUUACGAGGAGAUGCUCUUCCUCAAAGAUUUUUUGGAAGCUCGCCGAACUGUAGAUAAUGCAGGGGAGGAUGAUAUAUUUGAAGCAAUUCUGCGGGAAGAAGAGGUUUGUUCCUAGCAACACCCAACUAAGUAUUGGGUUAUUUAUUGUUUAAUAAUCUCAUGUUUUUCACCGUGAUAUGCCAGAAUGGGCUGAAAUUUUUCUUAUGGUCAUUUGCAUACACGCGGACACGCCUGACUUGGUGCAAGAGACCAAAGGUGAACAUUAUUUUAAGUGCUUUUUUCUCGCUUAAUAUGGGGUUUUACGAAUUUCUGAUGCCACCAUAGUUUUUUACGGUGUGAGUUCUCUGAAUCAGCUGCUCUGCUUACAGUGUAACAAUCAAUAAGUUGCUGAACUAGACCAUGUAUGAAAAUACCUUUACCUUUAAAUCAUAUAUGCAUAUUAUUUCUCCGUUUCCUUUUCAAUGUUACUAUUUAUUGUUUGCAUUUACUUACGGGCACUUGAUGAUGGAGUCGGUUCGGAAAAUAAGUUACCAGGUCCACCGAUCAAAAGAAGGAAAAGUGCAACAACUGAUUCUCAAUUUGUUCAAGUUCUUCAACAGGCAGGUUCUGCUUUUCAGACCAUCGCAAGUAAGCAAUCAGAAAAGCCUCCAAUGAAAGAAACUGACGAACCGGCGGAUGUCUAUCAGCGUUUUGGUGCAUAUAUUGCUUCUAAACUUCGAUCAAUGGGUCCUGAGAAAGCCUCUCAGGCAGAAGAUAUAAUCAUGGAGGCAUUAAUUCAAAUGCCAAAAUAAUUUUUCACUACCUCCUGUUGCAGCGAGUAAAUUUAUGAUCAUAUUCAUCGUUUUUUCUUCUUUACCAUGCUUUAUUCUCUAAUUUUUCUCGUUUUAAGUAUCUCAAUACAAAAUAAUACUACGCUCUCACCUUUUUAAUUUUCCAUGUCAGAGGCAUUCAGACAAAUUUAGAUUUUCCUACUUUUGAAAUAUUUUAUUUUCGUUCUCAGCAUUCUUGCAGAAAAAUAAUAUUUCUCUGCUUACAUUUCUGAUAAGUUUUCAUGUUCUCUAAUUCUAUUGUCUUUAUACUUACAUUUUUCUUUUUUUAAAUGUUUUAGUCUGUAAGAGAAAAAGAACCAAAAUUAACUUCACUCCCUCAUCUUUUGUACGCACAGAUGUAUUAUGAUUUGAGAAUGUUUUUACGUUCGAAAACUUUUUGAAAUUACUGUCCGUUCUUUGACAAGAUAAUUUUGUAUUUCUGGUACAGGAUUAUAUUUGAUGUCUCUAUCACUCUUACAUCCUCCAUACCCCAAAUAGCAUUUUGUAAUGAAAAAUUUGCUGUGAAGUUGCGAAAGUGUUGUGAUUUUUCUGCGAUAAAAUCACAAUUUUUGGCCAACGUUUGAAAAAUUUUCCCAGAUUUUGGGCGAUUUUAUCACAGAAUUAUUGCAAUUUUAUCUUCUGUACUACCUGUUGCCAAUCUCCUAUUUGAAGUGCAGAAAAAUCGCGAUAUCAUUGCAAUAAUAUCGCGAUCUCCGCUUUCAAACAGGAAAUAUAGGCAAGAGGCGGUACAUAUAAUAAAAUUGUAAUAAUUCUGCGAUGAAAUCACCCAAAAUUGUGGAAAAGGAUCCUAAUGCUGUCCAAAAAUAGUGAUUUUAUUGCAAUGAAAUUGCAAUCAAUGCUUCUUGGGAGUUUGAAUUCUCUUAUUCUUAAUGAUUUUUUUUUGCCAAAAAAAAGCCCCCUUUAGGUGUAAUACUUACAUAAUAAUACUUUUAUUUCCAACUUUCUGUACGUUUAUCUCAAAUACUGUGUAGCAAGUUGCUGUCAUACAGACAUAUCAAUGCACAAUUUAUCAUAACGUCGGUGCUUGCGACUCAAUAGCUGGGGUAUAAUUUAUCUAAAUUUAAAAUUUUAAAGGAGCAGCUAUCUGUA
This is a messenger RNA of Bemisia tabaci, 2622 nucleotides long. Lineage: Eukaryota; Metazoa; Arthropoda; Insecta; Hemiptera; Aleyrodidae. The record is from RefSeq and is a predicted model, not a curated record.